This is a messenger RNA of Cannabis sativa, 714 nucleotides long. RefSeq lists its product as uncharacterized. The transcript has a single exon. Lineage: Eukaryota; Viridiplantae; Streptophyta; Magnoliopsida; Rosales; Cannabaceae. The coding region runs from base 1 to 714 and encodes 237 amino acids. Gene Ontology annotation, molecular function: nucleic acid binding; zinc ion binding. The record is from RefSeq and is a predicted model, not a curated record.
AUGAUACUAGAACAGAGGUGGAAGCUUACAGGACAUUGGAGAUUCAAGACACUAAAAUACGGUCUGUGGGCUAUAUUCUUUGAUAAGGAAGAAGAUUGUGUCUCGAUUCUGGAUAAUAGACCGUGGAUUAUCAAUGGUCGUUUGCUCAUAAUACAGGAAUGGCCAGAACAGGGAGAUUGGAACAAUGUGGAUAUGAGCAAAGCCAUUUUCUGGGCCAAGGCAAUGGGGUUACCUACCCCUUAUCUCAACAGUAAUAAUAUCCCCACCAUUGCAGCUAAAGCUGGAGAAUACAAGGGCUGCGACAUAGUGAACCAGAAAGCACUAGCUAGAAGAGGAUUUUUAAAAUUUCAAGUGGAAAUUUCCACCAAACACCAGAUUGUCCCUGGUUUUUUUCUAGAUAUAUACAGAGGUCGAAAGGAGUGGAUUCAGUUCCAAUUCUUCAAACUUCCAAAACUAUGCUACAAUUGUGGCUAUCUUGGACAUGAGAAAAAGACAUGCAUAAGGGAAACAGCCUAUGCAUACCCUCCUGAAGGUGCGGCAGUUCUGGCUUUUGGUCCGCGGAUUAAAGCGGAGUCGGCGGUAAUUAGUUGCUUCAACACAAGGAAUCAAUUGACUCUGCUCAAAGAGGCCUCACACAAUCAAAUUCUGACUACGGGGAGAACACCGAUGGGGAACCGCAGAAGCCCUCCGAUGAACCAGGACAAAGGAAAGUGA